Aspergillus ibericus CBS 121593 is the source of this 469-nucleotide messenger RNA. RefSeq names its product ATP19 family protein. The transcript has 3 exons. Gene Ontology annotation, biological process: proton motive force-driven ATP synthesis. The record is from RefSeq and is a predicted model, not a curated record. The coding region runs from base 86 to 307 and encodes 73 amino acids. NCBI's taxonomy places the organism in Eukaryota, Fungi, Ascomycota, Eurotiomycetes, Eurotiales, Aspergillaceae.
CCCGCAGGACCUACUAGCAUCGCACCGCUACAUCCGCCGUUGACCUCCCCGUUCUCCAUUGAACUCUCGCCUCCAAUCCGUCAUCAUGGUCGUCUACUACCAGAUCGCCGGCAAGCAGAUCGGCUCCCACGUCCUCGCCAUGAGCGUUCUCGGUGCUCUCUUUGGUGGUGUUGGUCUCGCUACCCGCGGUGGCAGCCAGCCCAAGCCUGCCGCUCCUCCCAUCCAGGCUUCCUCCAAGGAUGAGGAGACCUUCAUCCAGGACUUCCUCAAACAGAUGAACGGGGAGGACAAAAAGAAGGACCAUUAGAAUACCUUUAAUUCAGGAAUGAGUCGAGGACCAUGACAUGAAGAUGCUCGACUUAAUGGGUCAUCGGCUGGGGUGAACUGGAUUCCACCGUGACGGGUCGGGCAGUGUCCUUGAAAUGUUGCCCUGCUGGGACGGCCUGGCGGUUCCAGAGAGGUGUGAAUC